ACAUAAAUACCCUGCUUUCCACCUCUCCUCCCCUUCCUGCUGCUCUAUAGAUAUUGUAUAGAAUCAUGGCGUAUCUAGAGCAGUACAACUGGGACGACAUCGCCCCGAUCCCGCAGAACGACGGCGGCGAGAACGCAGUCGCGCCAAUCGCAUACAGCGACGAGUACCGCAUCGCGAUGGAAUAUCUCCGGGCAGUCAUGCGCGUCAACGAGUUCUCGGAUCGCGCGCUCAAGCUGACGGAGGAUGUUAUUUAUAUGAAUGCUGCUCAUUACACGGUCUGGCAGUAUCGGACAAGGAUAUUAUUCGCCCUCGACAAGGAUCUUUGCCAGGAACUGAUCUGGGUUGAAGGCGUCGGCAGGAGAUUCACCAAAAACUAUCAGAUCUGGAACCACCGCGAAGUCAUAAUCGAAAAACUCGGCGACCCCUCCCGCGAACUGCCCUUCAUCGAGUCCAUGCUCGAGCUCGACUCGAAAAACUACCAUGUCUGGUCUUAUCGCCAGUGGCUUGUCCGCCGCUUCGAUCUGUGGGCGACAGAGGUCCCGUUCACUGAUAUGAUGCUCGAGCUCGAUGUCAGGAAUAACUCGGCUUGGAAUCAUCGGUUUUUUGCGAUCUUUGGGAGGGCGGAGGCUGUUCUGAGUAGCGUUGUUGAUGAUGAGAUUGAAUUCACAAAAAGCGCAAUCUUCACGGCGCCCCAAAAUCCCAGUGCCUGGAAUUACCUACUAGGUGUCCUGAAAAAAUCCGGCCGGCCACUCUCAGACCUCGAGCAAUUCUGCCUCACCCUCUCCGACCUCACCAAGACCUUCCCCGCCACAAGCAGCAGCACCACCACCAGCCACGAAGAGGAUAUUCUGUCGGCGAGAGCGAUCGAGGUUCUGGCGGAAAUCUAUGCGGAGCGGAAUGAUUUCCCGCGCGCGACCCACGCGUGGACGUUGUUGGCGGAGAGAUAUGAUUGCGUGCGGGAGAAUUAUUGGAAUUUCAAGAAGAGGAGUGCUGUUUCUAGACUUGCGGGGUGUGCUUGAAUGUAAUUAGAAAUGGUAAGGUG
Messenger RNA from Myxozyma melibiosi, 1042 nucleotides. RefSeq lists its product as uncharacterized. Gene Ontology annotation, molecular function: CAAX-protein geranylgeranyltransferase activity; protein farnesyltransferase activity. The transcript has 5 exons. Gene Ontology annotation, biological process: protein farnesylation; protein geranylgeranylation. The record is from RefSeq and is a predicted model, not a curated record. Gene Ontology annotation, cellular component: protein farnesyltransferase complex; cytoplasm; CAAX-protein geranylgeranyltransferase complex. The coding region runs from base 66 to 1019 and encodes 317 amino acids. Lineage: Eukaryota; Fungi; Ascomycota; Lipomycetes; Lipomycetales; Lipomycetaceae.